Molecule: messenger RNA, 2652 nt
Organism: Fusarium mangiferae
Lineage: Eukaryota; Fungi; Ascomycota; Sordariomycetes; Hypocreales; Nectriaceae
Exons: 1
Coding region: 1-2652 (883 amino acids)
Biological process (GO): carbohydrate metabolic process
Source: RefSeq, a predicted model, not a curated record
AUGGCUGAUAUGAAGGUCAUUAACUUACGUAUUGAGCAUUAUAGGGAGUUUGCAGUUAUCAACGAGAAGAAGCCACGUAUCUCUUGGUCAUUUGAAGGUCUGGAAAGACAGUGGUCACAAAAAUCUUACGAGAUCUCAUCGCAACGUGGUCAAUCCAGCAAGAUCGAAAUCAUCUCCGUCGUAUCCUCACAGUCACUUUAUGUACCAUGGCCAUUCCAACAACUCGAAUCGCGAGAAAUUACAACACUCAAAGUUCGGGCACAGUCACAAGACUUGAUAUGGACGUCAUGGUCGGCUCCUCUGCAGAUCGAGAUUGGACUACUCAAAACCACUGACUGGCACUGCGCCUUGAUCCAACCAUCGGUUGACCGGGAUUUAUCCAAGCCUGUUCAGCCAGUGCGAUUUCGAAAAGAAUUUCACAUCAACGAAACGCCACAGCAGGCACGUUUAUACAUCACUGCACACGGUCUCUAUGAAAGCUUCAUCAACGGGGCCAGGAUUGGAGACCACGUGCUCGCGCCUGGGUGGACGUCUUACGACCAUCAAUUGCCAUACCAGACUUUUGACGUCCUAGCACUGCUAAAGAAAGGGGAGAAUAUCGUCGCAGCGGAGGUUGCUGAGGGCUGGUAUUGCGGCAGGUUGGGCUUUGCAGGUGGUGAGAGGAAAAUUUGGGGUUCUUCAGUCGGCUUGUUUGCUCAAAUUAUCAUCACAUACGAGGGAAGAACAGAGGUUAUCGGAACAGACAGCAGUUGGAAAUGGAGCCAUGGCCCCUUACUUCAGGCCGAGAUCUACGAUGGUGAAUUGUACGAUUCUAGGUUGGAAUGCCCUGGAUGGAAUGAGCCGUCAUUCCUGGAUAAGGACUGGCAGAGCGUUCGUCUUGGUCAACUCAAUGUCUCAACCUUACAAGUACCAUCUGGCAGUCCACCUGUCAGACGAAUACAAACCAUCCCUGCGCAAACGAAGUCACAGAGUCCUCAAGGAAGCAUCAUCCUUGACUUUGGACAGAACCUCGUUGGCUGGGUACGAUGCGAACUUACUGGGCCCAAGGGCCAUAUCGUUCGUCUCAUACAUGCUGAGGUCUUGGACAAUGGCGAGUGUGCCACUGCGCCACUUCGAGAGGCCAAGUGUACCGACACAGUCAUUUUGUCGGGUGAGCCUCUGGUUUAUGAGCCUCGUUUUACCUUUCACGGGUUUCGCUACGUGCAAAUAAUAGGCUACGACUUUGACCAAGUCUACCUGAACAAUUUCCGCGCCGUAGUCAUCCAUACCGACAUGCCCCGAACUGGGUGGUUUGAGUGCUCGGAUGACAUGUUGAACAAGCUACAUGAGAAUGUAGUUUGGUCCAUGAGGGGAAAUUUCAUUUCAGUUCCGACGGACUGUCCUCAGAGAGAUGAGCGUCUUGGAUGGACUGGAGACCUACAAGCGUUUGCUCCUACUGCAGCCUAUCUCUAUGACACUGGAGGCAUCCUUAAAACCUGGCUCCAAGGCCUGACUUUCGAGCAGACCGAAGAUGGGAAGGGUAUCCCACCGCUGUUCUCUCCUAAUAUUUGGAAAGGGCGUCCAAACAUCCCAUCGGCUAUUUGGGGAGAUGCACUCAUCAGUGUACCAUGGGAUCUGUACCAAUCUUCCGGCGACACAGCGUUUCUUGCAGAUCUCUGUGAUAACAUGAAUGAGUGGUUGACCAAGGGUGUCAAGCGAGAUGAGGAUGGCCUAUUGUGGGAUCCCAAUCACUCUCAACUUGGUGACUGGCUUGAACCUGCUGCACCGGCUGACGAUCCGGGUAAUGGACCGACGGAUGAGAUUUUAGUUUCAAAUUCUUUUCUCAUCCGUAUGACAGAUAUCAUGGCCCGAAUCUCCGACAUCUUAGGUCGUAAGAGGGAUUGUGAGUUGUGGACAAAGCAAGCGGCCGAUUUGCGUGCGCGUUUUGCUCAAAUUUACAUCACUGACGAGGGAAGAGUCGUGUCAGAUACCCAGACAGCCCUAGCACUAGCCAUUCACUUCUCACUUUUUCCGACCCCCAAGCAGCAAGAAGCAGCAGCAGCGCGACUAGUCUAUCUCAUCAAACGCAAUGCACGCUUCAAGAUUGCCACAGGCUUCGCAGGGACACCUAUUCUCGGCCACGCGCUCAACAAGAUCAACCAACACCAACUCUUUUACAGAAUGCUCAUGCACAGAAAACCGCCAUCCUGGCUCUAUCCAGUCACUAUGGGCUCUACAACCAUCUGGGAAAGAUGGGAUAGCAUGCUUCCGGAUGGUACACUCAACUCAUCCAACAUGACGAGCUUCAAUCACUAUGCAUUGGGAGCUGUCGCAAACUGGAUGCAUACCACGAUUGCCGGUAUACAACCGCUGGAGCCUGGUUGGAAGAGAAUAAGGAUCGCUCCCGUGCCAGGAGGGACAAUCACGUCGUCCCACGCCCGAUUUACCAGUCCUUUUGGUGAGGUAGACGUCAGUUGGGAGCUGAGAGGUGAUGAAAUACAUCUGUCGGCGACGAUCCCUGGGAAUACGGAAGCAGAGGUCACACUGCCUGGUGGAGAGCUGGAGGUCGUAGGGUCUGGAAGACACGUCUUCUCUGGUGCUUACACCAAGCCUGACUGGCCGCCGCUUCCCAUCUAUCCUCCGUUCGUUCCGCAUGAAGAUGAUGAGCCUUGA